UCGUGGCUGUUGGUUGUUGGCCGUAGCUGUAGCUGUAGCUGUGGCGAUGAUGAUGUCGCUAGUUUCUGUUUCGUACACUCCGUGUUGAACGUUCGUUGGCGGCGGUUCACGCAUCGCGUCCGCAGCUUUUUCCCAGAGAUCCCGAGUGUUUUGGACUAUAUCGUAUAUAUAUCGCGGCAAUACUAUACUUAACAGACUUGGAUUUUUCGACCUGUGCAUGUGGAUAUAUCUGCAAGCAGUUUCGUUCUUCGGUGACACUGGAUAUUCCGGUGGAGUUAUUAUAAUUUUCUUUCCAUUUCGUGGCCUGGCGAAGCGUGAGCAACGCCAGCACUCCAACAUCUAAGAUUCGGGGCCAACAGCAAUUCCAUCCGCAUCCGCAGGUCGAGAUGCCGACCAUACGGCGGUGCUGCAUCAUCGGAUGUCUGUCCAAUUCGCGCCAGCACCCCAGCAUGCAGUUCUUUGCAUUUCCCCGCCCGGAGAAUCCGUUCCACAAGCUGUGGAAGGAGGCUUGCCACGCUUCCUUGAGGAGGAUAGUGCCCUUCAAGAAGCCAGUGGUGUGCGCCCUGCACUUUGACCCCAGUGUCCUGGGAGGCAGGAGGCUCCAGUCGAACGCCUUGCCCACGCUACGACUGGAGGUCCCUUCUAAUCUGGAGGCCGUGGAGCAACAGGCCAUGGUGGAGGAGAUCGAGAGGAGCCGGAAGUGCGCCUACAUAAAUGCAGUAGUCUACGAGUGGCUCGUAAGGGCCAACAUCAAUCCGCAGCUGCGGGGCAGUAUUACCCACGGAAUGAUCAAGGACAAGGCGGAGAAUGCCCGCCAGGUCAUCGGCAGCACCUCUUUCAUAGCAGACAAUCGCUGGCUGAACCGUUUCCGGGAGACCCACCUUCAGGGUUUUGCCCAAAAGCUAGCCAGCAACCAGUUGAAGCCUCUGGGAUCCUCCCUAUGGAUCCCAGACAUCGUACAGGACCUCGCUCAUCUCUUUCCACCGGCCAGCGCUGAGAGAGUGGCCAAGCUGGAGGAGAUGCCCGAGCAGUACAUGACCUAUAUGCAGCAGUACGGCGAAUACGAAGAGGACGACGACAGUAUGGAUGUCAAGGAGCAGAGCUACCAGGAGCAACAGCAACAGCAACACUUUGCCCUGCAGCAGCAGCAUAUGCAACAACAGCAGCAUCAGAUGGGUCACCCAUGGCCACCAUUUGCAGGACAUCCCGGACAUCCGCCUCCACAUCCCGGUUUCGCCAACUUCAAUGAGUUCUAUUUCGAGCGGCAUCAGCAGCAAAUGCAACAACUCCAGCAACAGCAGCAGCAGAUGCAGCAGCAGGCGCAGUUUCCCCCGAAUAUGCCACCGCAAAGGGAACCCUUCCAGCCCCAACUGCCACCAAAUGUUCCUCCCCAGCGGGCCAGUCCCUUCCAGCCCGUCCAGUUGGCCAAGAGACCGAAAAUGGAGUCACCGGACGACGACGAAGUACAGGAGAUCAACUCAUCGGUGAACUCGCCACCACUUCCACUCGCAGAAUCCAGCAAGGGCAGCCGAAGUCCUAGUCCCAAGGAGCAGAAUAACAACAACAGUGGAGGCAGAGACAGUGCCAGCAGCAAGGAGAAUGCCCCAAAGGGAGGUGGGCCAAGUGGCAAGUCCACGCCCGCCUUGUCCGCCAAAGGAAAGGACUCACCAGCUCCAGCUUCCGCUGCUAAGCCGGCUUCAGCACCAGCCUCGCCCAAGAAGAUCGUCAACGGAUCAAGCUCCUCCUCCGCCAGCCAAGCCAAUGGGCACGCAUCCCCAGAACCCGAAGACAAGAAAGCCUUGGCCGUGCUCAAAGAGUUGGAGAGCUACCACCAGGCGUUGGAGUACCUAAAACCACUUGAGGACUUUGUGCUCUUUAAAGAGAAUUUCCGGGCAAUUGGUCUGCUUUCCCAAUUGGAAUUGGUUCUCCGUAAAGGUGACAAGGCUACGCUGGUCGAGGGUUAAGGUUGGGAAGAGGUCGGAAGGACAAAACGCAAAAAGCAAAACACAAAUGUGAUGAACAGUGUAUAUAUGUAUCAAGUAGUACUAAUAAUUCUCAUACUACCGCCAAACGAGUUGUUUAGGCUUACAAAGAAUCUCCACUCGCAUAAAGCUGAACAUACUUCAUUAAUUUAUUAAUUACUUUAGGAAGAUAAAGAAUAAUUUA
Molecule: messenger RNA, 2166 nt
Organism: Drosophila eugracilis
Lineage: Eukaryota; Metazoa; Arthropoda; Insecta; Diptera; Drosophilidae
Product: DNA N6-methyl adenine demethylase
Exons: 2
Coding region: 387-1964 (525 amino acids)
Source: RefSeq, a predicted model, not a curated record